Messenger RNA from Monomorium pharaonis (pharaoh ant), 4857 nucleotides. RefSeq lists its product as uncharacterized. NCBI's taxonomy places the organism in Eukaryota, Metazoa, Arthropoda, Insecta, Hymenoptera, Formicidae. The transcript is spliced from 2 exons. The record is from RefSeq and is a predicted model, not a curated record. Bases 25 to 840 code for a protein of 271 amino acids.
AGAGACCUGUUCUGUUGAUUCUCGAUGGCCACUCGACUCUUACAAAAAACAUUGAUGUUAUCGAUGAAGCUCGCAAAAAUGGCGUUAUUUUGUUGUGCUUGCCACCACAUUGUUUGUUCGCACAGGCUUCAACCGCUUGAUAUUGCUUUUAUGAAACCACUUAGCAAAUUCUUAGAAGACGAAAUUCGCAAAUUUCUUUGCACGAAUUCAGGAAAAGUAGUGACAUUGGGUCAUAUUGCGUCGCUCUUCGGCGCAGCAUAUAUAAAAGCAGCAACCAUGUCGACUGCAGUCAAUGCUUUCAAAAAAUCUCGAAUUUUCCCGCCGGAUCCCAACGUUUUCAGCGAUGCCGACUUUAUGCCCUCGUUGACGACUGACAUCGAGCUUCCGUGCAGCGCGACGGGUGAAGUCACCCUGGCAAAUGCUUUAUCAGCGGCUCUCCCGUCGGCUACUCCAGCUGAGCUUUCUUUGGAGAUCGAUGCGAAUUCUGAACAGCAAUCCAGACGAUCGAGCAGUGUCUUUGAAGUAAUUACUCCAGAGAAGGUUUGUCCAUUCUACGAGUUGCUCGUGGAACUCAAAGAACGGGGCAAAACUGCCAUCUUAACAUCGUCGCCGUACAAGAACCAGCUUUUCGAAGAAAUUUUCCAGAAGCAAACAAAAGAAAAGAACAAAAAGGAGAAAGAGAAGAGGAAAAACGCUGUACCCCAGGAUGCAUCAGCUCCCAAGAAAAGUCGAGGUCGACCUCCAAUCCAGGGUCCAUCGGCUCUCAAGAAAAGUCGAGGUCAAUCUCCAACCCAGGGUCCAUUUGCUGCCAAGAGAGCUCGGGGUCGACCUUCGACUUAGAAUUCACAUUAGCUAAUGGCUGAGUAAAAUAAGUUUUUUUUAUUAUUUUUUUAUUGCGGGCUUUUGUGCCUCUGUAACGAGUUUAAUAUUUCAAAUAAAUUGACGUUUAUUGCUAAUAUAAGUCGGUCCCCGUUAUGCCCCACCCCUGAGGCAAAAUGGGGAGAAUGUAACUUUUUUGUAAAAUGGAUAUUUCACAUAGUUUCCGUUCACAAUUUGAAACGUUUUAAAUUUUUGUAAAUGUGUUACGAGUCACUGUAAACAUAAACGCAGUGUUUCCGAAAAAACUUAUGCAUUUUGAAUACUCAAAUUGGCAUUGAAUGUUACGAUCCCCGUUUUGCCCCGCCUUCCCCUAUAUUGCAAGCGAAAGCGUAUAUCUAAAUCAGAAUAUUUCUUUUUCAAGUAAGAUUAAAUUUUUUUAAAUUAUAAGUAUAGUAUAAUAUACAUAUUAUUACUUAGUAUUUAGUAUAUUAUAUUAUAAUUAAAAUUAUUUAAUAGUUUUUGUAUUAUAAAUCAAGGUUUCCAUUGGAUAAAUCAUUUUACGCAAAUGGCUUGAUAUCUAUCUAUAUAUAUAAUUCGCGGACAUCUGCAUGCAUGUCCGGGGAAUACUCCGUCAUUUGGUCCGAUCCUCAUGCGACAGGUCUCAAAAUUUUCCACUUUUAACGGUUUUUGCCGCUAUUUGCUUGGAUUUUCAAUAUCGCAAAAUCUAAAGGUUGUUUCAUAAAUGAUGAAACUACUCUUUUUUGAAAGAACUUGUAUAUGGAUAAUUUAAACCCAUAGCAGCCUUCCCCGUUAAAUUUUGAGACCUGUGAGACCGCGAAGCACGGGCGAAAAAGCUAGUAUUGAAAUAAGAAAUUGGACUCCAAACAAUAGCAAUCAUUUAUGAGAUUAUCAGAACAUUUUGAACAAACUUGUUUUAACAAGAGAGGAAAGUAUUUGAUAUUAAAAGAUAGAAGCGUUCCAACAAUAUUUAAGGUUGAAUGUUUCAACAAUGUAAAAUUAGGUAAAAUAUUUUUUUAACUUCCUCUUUAGUUGUUAAAAUAAAAACUUAACAAAGUUAUUUUUUCUUUAGCAUUAACAUCAAUAGAAAAUGAAAAUAAAAAUAAAAAUGAAAAUAAAAAUGAAAAUGUUUCUUCUCGUCAAAAAGAAUUUAGUCAAAAGAUACAAUUGUAUGAUAAUAUUAAGUUCGACACUCCACAGCAGCAACAGACUUUUUGUAAUGCAUUGAGAAAUCAGAUCCAAAUACACUCAAUCAAAAUAUUAGUGAUAUUUCUAUAAUCGAAAAUAUGUCUAUUUCUGAAGAAUCGUUCGCCAGUGAUAAAACUGAUGGUAUAUAAUAAAAAAUAAAAUAUAUGUAUAAUAAUUAGUAUAUGUAAUAUAGGUAUAUGUUAAAUAUAAUAAUUUUUUUUAUGUUUUAUAGAUGAAAAUGUACACAAAUCGAUACCUGAUAAUAUUAUAAUAUAACUGUAGUAAAUCAAGAUCAUCGUUAUGAUCCUUCUCCAUCAACACUGCAUAAGAAAUUAAUAAAAAUUCAAGAAGUAUUAAAGAAUAAGAAUAUAAUUAAACGUCAAAACCGACAGCUUCAACGUUUUCAAACACGACUAAAGGAUUUAAAAGAAAUAAUAACGGAAUUACGAUGUGAGCGUAUGAUAUCAGAAAAUUGUUUGAUUCAAUAUCAGAUCAGGCUGCAAAACAAUUUGUACAGCGUACUAUACAAAAUGGCAAGUCAUUGAGCAAAUGCCAAUACCCAUCAGCUUUGCGAAGUUUUGCGUUAACUCUACAUUUUUAUUCACCUCGUGCAUAUAACUUUGUGCGUGAAAAAAUGAAAUGGUUUUGUCUGCGCCAAGUGUAUUGAGCUCAUGGUACAAUUCCAUCGAUGGAGAGCCAGGAUUUACUUCGGAAAGUUUUAAUAUGUUAAAAUAUAAAGUUAAAAAGGCAAACAUAGAGAAUAGACAAGUUAUUGUUUUAUUUAUUACAGAUGAAAUGAGAAUUAAAAAAGGAAGGGGUAGAGAUGGUAAAGUAUGUGGACAUGUAGAUUUUGGAGCUGAGUUUUAAACAAAUGAUAAUUUACGAGAAGCCAAACAUGCUUUAAUUUUAAUGGUUGUAGCUCUUGAUGAUAAUUAAAAGUUGCCUAUUGGUUAUUUCUUAAUCGAUGAAAUUGAUUCUAAAUCAUUAUCAGGUUUAAUAACUAGUUUAAUUAAAUUGCACGAUAUUGGAAUGAAAGUUGUAUCUUUAACUUUGGAUGGUAUUAGUCAGCAUUUGUCUAUGGUACAAAUACUAGGUGCUAAGUUUGACACUAAUAAUUUAAACAUUAAUUCUAUAGAGCCUUAUUUUCUCCAUCCUAUCACUCAAGAACAUGUUUACGUUAUAUUUGAUGCUUGUUAUAUGCUCAAAUUAAUUCGGAAUGUACUUGGUGAUUGGAAAAUACUUUUUGAUAAUGAUGAUAAUAAAAUUGAGUGGAAAUAUAUUGUUCAUUUAUCGUACUUGCAAGAAACUGAAGGAUUACGCGGAGGAAAUAAAUUACAACUAAAUCACAUAAGAUAUUUUAAAAUGAAAAUGAAAGUUAAUUUGGCUACUCAAACGUUGAAUCAUAGUGUUGCUGAUACUUCAGAAUUUUGUAUGAAUAAUUUAAAGUUACCAGAUUUUCAAGGCUGUAAAGCGACGAUUUAAGUCAUUCGUUUCAUAGAUAUUUUAUUUGAUUCUUUAAGUUUGCGCAAUUCUUAUGGGCAAAGAUAUAAGGCUCCUUUAAGGCGAGAAACUGAACAUAUAUGGCGACCACGAAAAAAUACAACAAAUCUUAAUUUAUAUUUCAACAUUGAAAAUUGAUAAUGGAACACCAUUAUUUCAAACGCGACAUAAGAUGGGAUUUUUAGGAUUUUACUCAACUGCUCGGGCUGUUCUUAAAAUUUUUGAUAAUUAUGUUAAACCUGAUAAUUCUCCGUUUCGAUAUUUAUUAACAUACAAACUCAGGGUCAUUUAGAGUUAAUUUUUUGCGCUAUUAGAACUCGUGGAGGAUGAUGUCCAAAUCCACAUUCUACGCAAUUUUCAUCUGCGUAUAAAAAAUUAUUAAUACAUCAUGAAAUUGUAAGUAGCAAUGGUAAUGCAGAAAUGCAAGAUAACACAAAAAUUCUAACAGUAAGCUCAAAUGCUCAACGACUAGCACUGUUCGCGCGUGCGUAGGGUAAACGCGAUCGCACGUAGGGAAAUGCCGGGAUCCGCCCCGAUAGAGACGCGAAGUGAGUGGUCAGGAAUGCGGGAGGUUUACGGGAGGUGAUAGGAAUAAAGAGGAGGCGUUGGUGUCAUUCACACUGAAUUAUUUAUUCAAAACCGAACGCUCGAAGCGAGGGGCGAACCGUAUCUUUUACAAUGUGUCGGAUAUCUUGAUACGUCCUGAUAUUGCGCUGCUUAAUCGACGCGGAAAUCUUGCAGAGCCACGAGAUCGAGGCCCUCGCGAAUCCGGAGAUCUUGCGCGCGAUCCGACGGAGAUCUUGUACGCGAGGCAGAGGACGUUCGCGGGAAAGAUACGGUCAUCUGCGCACGGACGUAACACUCACAACAUUCACGCGGUUAUCAAAAUUAAGAAAUGCUUGGCAGGAUCGGAUGAAUUAAUAACUCAAUCGCACUAUCACGGCGCGAAUGAUAGGGAAAGGCGGAAGUGAAUCCCCGCAGCUAGGAUCGGCGGAAGACGGGAGAGAUCUGCUGGACGAUCUGAUUUAGGUGCCGGGCUGCGAGAGACUGACGAAUUAUGCAUCGUAAAACAAUUACGAUCGGAGGCGAGAAAAGGGGCGGUAGGGAACCGAUAUCGAGACUUAUUUGGGCAUGGAUUCGGACGUGCCCUUUUUUGGGUAUGUUUAUUUGCAUAGUUACCGAGAUGCAUAGUUACCGGUGAUGAGAGCAAACGAAAAUCGCGCGCGUGAGGAGCUAGUGACAGCGCCGCGCGACUCGGUGCAUCGAAGAAAUGAACUACCAGGAGCUCGAUGGCUGUCAGGAGCUCUCACUACUCGCGGAUAAAACAGAACC